CCCUUGUCAACUUUUUCUUGUCAAAUAAAAUGCCAGCGGUGAACAUGCCCUUACAUCAUUUGCUUACCAGUGGAUCCUCUGCAGUGAAUGGUUUAGGACAUUCCUCAUUAUACGAAUGACAAGGACUGCACUUUAACACAGGAAAUAUAAAGGAAGUCAAACUGAGCUAGUGCACACUGUGUUAGUAAGGACCAUCGUUUGAUGCACAAUGAAGCUCCUUUCACAUGUCCUUUUGCUGGUUCUAAUGUUAGCUUCACAGAAAUGUCAGGAAUCAGAAGAUUUUACUGAUUAUAUACUUCAAGACUAUGGAGAUUUGGAUACAUUUCUAAUCACUGAUGACUACACCGAGGAGUAUGAAAGUCCAGAUGUUCCAGAGCCCAACAUCACAGUGUACCAACAGAUGGAGGAUGGAGAGAAAGUGGUCGUACUGUGCGAGUUUACCCAAAUGUUUCAAUGGAGAUUCAGAAUUCAGUCAUAUGAGUUGUUUGUAGAGAGCGAACUGAACUACACCAUAGAACUACUGAAAUGCUCUUCUUUAAAGUCUUCAGAAAUAUGUGUGUAUUUGGUCACAGUGAGUCCACCUGCUUCAUUCACCUGUGUGGAUGAGUUUAAUUCUGGUUUAGAUGUCAGGAACCUGCGCAGCCAGACCUACAAUUACAACAGAUCAGUCUUUGAUAAUCACGAGGAAGGACUAUCUUUAUCCUACAUCUGCUUUUCCUCUUUCAUUGCUGUUGGUCUGUUCAUCAUGACUGCAGCAGUGAUUGUGACCCACAUAAGGAGCAAAACUAAAGACUCCAUCAACCCCACAGCAGUUACAAACAAUGACUAUGAGGAAACAUAACCACUUUCAGAAAAGAAUAGUACAGGCCUGAAGAAAAACAAAACAGUAUAAAAAUUAUAUAUGAAUUAAAAAACUAUUCCUUGCAAUUCCUGAUUUUUUUAUUUUAUUUAGAAUUUAUGAAAUAUAUUAAAAGCACUAUUUUAUAAAAAUUUCAUUUGUAAAGGGUUUUAAAAAAAUACAUUUUACAAGAUUUUGCUUAUGCUGUAACA
Molecule: messenger RNA, 1050 nt
Organism: Carassius auratus (goldfish)
Lineage: Eukaryota; Metazoa; Chordata; Actinopteri; Cypriniformes; Cyprinidae
Exons: 7
Coding region: 209-841 (210 amino acids)
Source: RefSeq, a predicted model, not a curated record